AUGCGAAGUAACCCAAGCACUCGAUCGACAACUAACAGUCUGUUGCCGAGGUUUCCCUUGCGACCUUUGGGAAAGAAGAACUUUGUUUGGUGUCGGUAUGGAGAACUUCCAGAACAGAGUGCUGUCAAAAAGCCACCAGAGCAGGAAAAAGUCAUGGGAGACGCUGUCCAGAGAAACGCGGCAGGAGAAGUCAUUACUCUUGAUCAAGCAGAACUCGAGAGGGCACGCAAGUUUAGAAGCAGUCUUGUUCAAGUUGGGCGUAAAGUAGUGGAGUUCGUACUUUUCGGAAUAUUUAUUACUCUUAUGAUGGUUGUGUGUUAUGGCAACAGAGGAGUUGAAAGAUUUAUGGUCACUCAGUCCAUGGACGACUUAUUUCAGACGUUUAGCAAGGUAAACAAUGUCCCGUCGUUCUGGAAGUGGUCGAAGAAAGUUCUAGUGCCCAACCUUUACAAUGUCGACUGGUACAACGGCCGCCCUUUUCAAUACGAAGAAGGAUUCCUUAGCAACCGUGCAGCUUUCUUGGUUGGUAUGCCGAGAAUGCGACAGUUACGAGUCAAAACAGAGAAAAACUGCUCAAUUGUGAAGAAUGAGCCCAUCCUGGCAAGACAAUUCUCGAGAUGCGUUCCAUUCUACACCGGUGAGGCGGAAAAUGUGUCUCCAUACAACAGACCAGGAUGGAUUCCGGUCCAAAACGCCAGUGUCUUCUACUCAGACUUUGAACUCGACAAGGAGUGCCCCAGACCUUGGCGCUAUCGGAGACCCGACGAUCUUCAGUUGAGACCGUACGGUGGCCAGAUGGCCACGUUUGUAGGAGGUGGUUACAUAGCCGACCUUGGAUACAAUUCUCGCACUGCACUAAAGGUUAUCGGGGUGUUAGAAAAUGAUGACUGGAUUGAUGACCGAACGGUUGCAAUUUUUACGGAAUUCACCAUUUUUGAACCUUCUAGCUCGCUCUUUUCUACGAUUAAACUACUAUUUGAAAGGUCCCCGACCGGUGGAUCGAAUGUCGCGAUGACGAUAAAGACCCUUUCUCUCUACGCUCCGCCCGAUUUCCGAUCAACAUUCCAGAUUUGUCAGCUUCUGCUCAUGAUUGUUCUCAUCGUCUUCUUCUUUGCUGAGAUCGGAAAACUUCGUCGCGAAAAAUGCUCAUACUUCAUACAGAUAUGGAACUGGCUGGAACUUCUGCAGAUCACUAGCACCAUUUGCUCCUUGGUGUUCUUCUUCCUCAAAGAGUCGCGAACGAGCCAGUACGUGAAGAAACUUCAGGAGAAUCCCUUCGAGACGUCAAGCACCGACAAUAUUGAAUACUUAUCUGAUAUGGAGACCUACGUGCUUGCUUUCGUUCUCUUCAUAAUCACAAUAAAGUUUUUGAGGCUCAUCAAGUUUAAUCGCCACGUUUGUCAAGUCAUGGGAACGUUGCAGCGAGCAGCCACGCAAGUUUUGUCCUUCAUGAUGGUGUUCGUUACGAUUCUAUUAGCCUACACCCAAGUUGGGUUUUUGGUGUUUUCAUCGAAUGUCGAUGCGUAUAGGUCCUUUUACAGCUGUUUGCGUGCCAUGUUGCUGUUGCUUUUUGGAGGUGACAUGCGCUUCCAAGAGCUGAAGUCCACCAGCAGAUAUAUUACACCGGUGUUUGUAUUCGGUUAUCUGUCUUCCAUGGCGAUGGUUCUUUUGAAUAUGUUUCUCGCCAUCUUGAAUGACUCUUACUACGAAGUCAAGAACGUUGAAGCUGGUGAUUCGUUUGCUGAUGCAGAAUUGGGAGCAUUCAUGGCUGAUUACACCAAGGAAAAGAUCAGCAAACUCAAAGACGAAACCUUUGAGCUUAUAGAAGGCACGAUUGAGAGCCUCAUAAGCUUUGUACGGAGUAAAAAGCGACAGCAUGAGCAUGAAGAGGAGUUUCCUCCAGAGAAGGUGGAGCCCGUAGGUGGAAAGAUCCAACUGGCUUCGUUUGAUUCUAUGGAGGACAUUGGAAGCUACGAGGACGAGGAUGUGGAAGAUGAAACCCAUCCUCUUUCAAAGGCAGCAUCCCUGAACAGUAUGGUUGACUAUAGUGUAUCACUCACCGAUCUUAAAGAAACCAUUCUGCAGAUUGGCAGAGAAAUGCGCCAAUCCUUGACGUCUCUUAGAUCGGCCGUGAGCAAUCACUCACUUAACCAACUAUCAUCACGGUGUGACUAUACCCUUUCCCUUGACUUACUCGCAGAUGACGACGAAACAUUGAACUGUCAACACAAGCCGUCGCCUUACUUUUCUGCAUUUGGAAGUUACCUCGAAGACAUUUGGCAAAAAGAAGAAGAAAGAAGAAAGAAGGAAAGAAAGAAGAAAAGAAAGAAAGAUCGCCACUAUCGCCACUACAAACGAAGACAGAAGCUUGCUAAGAUCGACAAUUACGAGAGACGCCACAUGCUUAGGCCAGCGGUUCAACGCGAGGCGGUUGUAACGUUUUGGUGAAAUUAAACUAAAUUUAUACAACCAUAUUUUAUUCAUAAAAGCUUGAACGUUUAGACUAGAGGUGACGAAUGGUGAAACCAGUGACUCGCGGAGGUGCCUAGUCUCCGAGACUCAUCACGAAAGAUUCCGAGAUUUUGAGAUCUGAUCCAAAGUUUCGGAGACCCAAGAUCGUUUAAAUACCAUUCGCAAUCCUUAAUACUAGUAAAAGCUAGUAGAAAAUAUAUAUAAUUAUAAACGAAAUAUGAUUUCUGUUUUCAUAAAAUAAUAUAAUACAGAAAGUAGGAUCGCUUCAAUUCAUUAUCAAAGAAGUGAAAUAAGAGUGAUCGAAUCAGAUCGCCCACGUACGUGCAAAAUUACAGAUUAAAUAACUAAAUAAACCUUCAUACCGCGUGUUGGUGAUCAAAGUUAUUGUACUUGUGACUUAAAUCUUAGGUCCACAAAAGACCAGUGUAUGACAUUUGCAGCCUGCAGAGUACAGAACGCAGAAUGCAGACU
Orbicella faveolata is the source of this 2943-nucleotide messenger RNA. Its product is annotated as polycystin-1-like protein 2. Gene Ontology annotation, molecular function: calcium ion binding; protein binding; calcium channel activity. Lineage: Eukaryota; Metazoa; Cnidaria; Anthozoa; Scleractinia; Merulinidae. Gene Ontology annotation, cellular component: membrane. The record is from RefSeq and is a predicted model, not a curated record. Gene Ontology annotation, biological process: detection of mechanical stimulus.